UUAAACUAGGUCAGAACUGGAUUGAAACCAAAUAAAAAAUACUUCCUUUCCGCCUUGAGGGCUCGGAUAAAUCUGAAAACCGCAUCUUCCGCAUCGUCUGAAAAUACUUUCCUGAUGUUAUUGGGUUGUUGUCAGUGGUAAUUGAGUGAAAGGAAGUAAUUGAGUGGAAGGAAGUGACAAAAAAUGGUUCUCCAUUGAAUAUGAUUUCAUUUGAACUUGAUGAUUUAAGUGGUAAUAAGUUUCGUUGCACUCUUUGGGAAAAUUUUGCUGUUGAGAUGUGUUCAAUUAUUGAUAAAAGCUGCAAUGAAUCUGUUAUUUUCGACAUUCAAUUUGCAAAGAUGAAAUCAUGGAGAGAUUUCGAUUGCGAGGACUUGUAAUUGCCUAUAUUCUCUGUUGCAGCAGCGACAACGCGAUAUUGAAUUUAGAGAGUCUGCAAAUGAACAACGACAAAGGUAUUUUCUAUUUUAUGUUAUUUAUUUGCUCAAUUCAGGGGAGUGGUUCUGUUUUUGAUAUUUCUACAUCUUAACAUGGUACUAGCAUAAAAGAUGGGAGAUAGUAUGGUGUAAGGUCAUCGCAUACAGGUUGCAAAUGGAAUUAUUGAUUUUUUUGUUUGCAAAAGGCUUUAUAGAUACUAAAUCUUUGCUUCUGACUUUGCCCCUUAUUAGUUUUUAUUUCAAACUUUUUUCCUAUGACGUUUCAUGCUUUAGUUUGGCAUAGCAAGUGCAAUAGAGAUUGUUUGGAGAUUGGCUUGGAUAUCACACGUUACUAGACUAUAAUUGUGUUACCCUGUUGUAAGCCUGCUCAUGCAUUUGUAGCUAUGUUACAUAAACUCUGGAAUCAGGACCAAGUGUCUGAUAUUGAUUUCCUUAAAUAAUGCAGCCCUGAAUCCUUUUUAAUUUUGUGUAAUAGAGAUCACAAUGAUGCUAAUCUGACAUUAGUUUUAUUACAUGUGACCUUUUAGGUUUUGCUAUGCUUUUCUUUACAUAAUUUGUACACUUACAGGUAAAUUCCCAUUGAAUGGGGAUGUCCCUUUUAAAUGGUCUUGCUGUACUUCAACUGUACUGUUGACAGCAUCAAAUUUAGAUGUUUUUGUGCUUGGGAAAAUAUACAUAAUGCUAUUUCUGUCACAGUUAUGCUCUUUCUAUGUCUUCACUGUGGUAGUUUGAAAAUGCUAUGUAAGAUGCGCAUGAUGUUUUUUUCUUUGAGCAGGAAGAGGGAGUAGAUAAAAUUGCAAAUUCACUUCAUCCAGGAUUAGUUGUCACCAAUAUUGCCCGUCAUUAUUUGGGCAUCUUUAAUGGCGUUUUUCACAAGAUUGGUAAAUUGUAUUGAAGAGUUAGGAACCCUCUUGAAUUCUUCAAACCCUGGCAUUCUGCAGCUCUCAUGAACUCUCAACUUCCUUUCCUCUUUUACCAUUUGGUGACAAAGAGGGAAAUGGCAAGAUGAACUUAGUUCUCCACUUAGUUGCAAGAUAAUCCAUUUGAAGUGCGAACAACUCUUAGUGGAAUGUAACUUUUCUCAAGUGUUCUUGGCAAUUACAUGCCAAUAGACAUGUAUACACUUCUUUUACUGUUA
Messenger RNA from Rubroshorea leprosula, 1572 nucleotides. The record is from the annotation of a GenBank genome assembly. Lineage: Eukaryota; Viridiplantae; Streptophyta; Magnoliopsida; Malvales; Dipterocarpaceae.